AUGGUUUCUAGUAAUGGUGGGUCCUCCAUUAUUUGUGAAAAAUGCCCAGAAAAUACGAGCGGAGUUACUCAGGAUGGGUGGAGUUGUAUUACUUGUCCUAAAGGCCUAACUUCAGAAGGAAAAUGUAAAUGCCUCAAUAAUGAAAUAUUAGUGGAAAGAAGUAUCAAUGGCAUUUUGCUUAAUGAAGCAUUGUGCAUACAUUGUAAUGGAAGUGAGCAAUCAUUCUCUGCUUCAGAUGCGUCAGGAAAUAGGUGUGUAAGAUGUGAACAAACAUUCAUCAAUGUAAGCAAGUCUUGUGACUGCAACAGCCCGAACGUUUUAACUGGGGGAUUGUGUUUCAGUGCUAGUGACAGCUUACCCCCAAAGGGAGUUGCAACUGUUCGUUUUGGAGAGCUAGGUAUAACACUGACAUCGGCAUGGUUUCUGAAAAACCUGCAAUCCUCAGCCUCUGCCUGCUGGUUGUACUCCAAUCUAACAGCAUGCCAAGCUCUUGGAAAUAUGUGUGUAAUGAACAUGAAUUCAUUGAGUUCUUCAAGUACUGAUGCCUGUGGUUUAUUUCAGUAUAUUUAUGUCAAUACAGCAAGGCUAGGCAUUGUUCAUUCAGUAGCCUUCUGGAGGCAUAAUCUUCCAUGGCUAUAUUACGGUGAUCAACCAGGAUUAGCAUCCCAAGUGCUUGAGGCAAAUCAUUUCCCUACAAAAAAAACCUACAUCUCUUCAGUUAAAGGAACAGAUAAGGAUGUAAAGCUGCAAUUUAUUGCAGCCUCAUUUGAUGCAGCAGGAAACUUUCUUAAGUGGCAAAAUUUGGAAGGAGGCAUCUUACAGCUUUGUCCUGAUACCCAAACUAAAUUGAAUGCAGCCUAUACAUUUGGAACAACUUACCAACAAAGCUGCAAAAUUUCAGUUUCCAAGCUUUUAUUGGAUUUUGCUAAUCCAAUCUUUUAUGACCUAUUCCUUGAGUAUAAUGGUGACAAUGGACAACAAUAUCUUUGGGCUGUGCCAGUUUUAAACUUGAAUCUUCAAUACAGUGAAAUGUUUGUUAAUCAAGGCAGUAAUAUGAACAACUGGCUUUUGACUCGCCGAUUUUUUUUGGUGGAUACGCUAAGUGGAAAAGAGAAUGACUUGGGAAAACUACCAAGAGUAAUUCGAAUUGCUAGCAAAAUAACAAUAAGUAUUCGUCUGGUAUCCCAUACUCAGAGAGGAACUAUCUACCCUCCUCUGCUUACUAUUGCUUACACAGAUGUGCUUAUCCAAAACCCUGAAACCCAGAGUGUGAUGGUUUCCUUCUCAGUCAAUUAUGAGAUGAAUCAGUCAGAAGCUCAGAUUCAGACUGAUAUCACGUUGGGUGUGUUGGGUGGGCUUGCAGUGUUGUGGUCCCUUCUCAAGACUGCAGGCUGGAAGAGGCGUACAGGAAGCUCUGUAAUUGACUUGCAGACUGUUUUGAAGUUCUUACUGUUUUAUGCUGGAGACCUUGCCAACGUUUUCUUUGUCAUCACAGUGGGCACAGGGAUUUAUUGGCUUGUGUUCUUCAAAGCUCAGCAGUUUGUCUCUGUCCUUUUACCACUUCCAUCUCAAGAAGAAGAUUUUAUUACAUACAUAGCAUGUGCGUUUAGUUUAAAGGCUUUGCAAUUCUUACAAUUGCUGGUUUCACAGCUUACUAUAGAUAUUUUCUUUAUUGACUGGGAAAGACCUAAGGGCAAAGUUCUUAAAGCAGUUGAAGGUGAAGGUGUUAUUAAAAGUGCUGCUGCACCUGUGAGCAUAUGGAGGACAUAUUUCAUAGCAAAUGAAUGGAAUGAAAUUCAGACAGUGAGGAAGAUAAAUCCCCUCUUUCAAGUGCUUGCAGUUCUUUUUUUUCUGGAGGUGGUGGGAUUUUCAAACCUGGCUUUAAUGGAUUCUUCUUCCAGUCUUACAAGAAGCAGUGAGAGUUACAUAGCUCCUUGGAGCCGCAUUUUAAGAUUUGGUGUGUCUGCUGCACUCUGGCUAGCCAUUGCCUUCUUACAGAUUAUAUUUUUUUCUGUGUUUUAUGAAAGAUUUGUUGAAGAUAAGAUAAGCCAAUUUGUUGAUUUGUGUUGCAUGAGCAAUAUUUCAGUGUUUCUCUUGUCACACAGCUGCUUUGGUUAUUAUAUCCAUGGUCGCUCUGUGCAUGGACAUGCAGAUACCAAUAUGGAAGAAAUGAAUAUGAACCUAAAGAGAGAAGCAGAAAAUCUGUGUAGUCAGAGAGGUUUGUUACCGAACACUGAUGGCCAGACAUUUCAGAUUUCCAUUUCAAGAACAAUGCGACGGCACUAUGACAGGAUUCAUGAAACCCUAACAAGAAAACGUGGUCCUGCUAGGCUUUUGGACUCAUCUGCAAAUACUUUUGAACAAAGCACAAGGGCAUACAACACCAUGAACAAAUUUCUCAGUUCUUUCAUUGAUCACGUUCAUAAAGAAAUGGAUUAUAUUGUUAAAGAUAAGUUGCUGCUUGAACGGAUUCUUGGCAUGGAGUUCAUGGAACCAAUAGACAAAAGUAUUUUUUACAAUGAUGAAACUCUUUCAGUUCUGUAUUACGGCAAUGAGACAACACUGCUUAUCUUUGAUAUCCUGUUUUUCUCCAUUGUGGAUCUGGCUUCCCAAAGUUUUGUUUUAGCUGCUAUUCUAACAUAUUUGCAACAAGAGAUAUUUAGGUUUAUUCGUAAUACACUUGGGCAGAAGAAUUUGGCAUCCAAAACCUUGGUGGAUGAAAGAUUUCUCAUUUAA
Nipponia nippon (crested ibis) is the source of this 2736-nucleotide messenger RNA. NCBI's taxonomy places the organism in Eukaryota, Metazoa, Chordata, Aves, Pelecaniformes, Threskiornithidae. The record is from RefSeq and is a predicted model, not a curated record.